Messenger RNA from Hibiscus syriacus, 1602 nucleotides. Its product is annotated as berberine bridge enzyme-like 8. Gene Ontology annotation, molecular function: FAD binding; oxidoreductase activity. The transcript has a single exon. The record is from RefSeq and is a predicted model, not a curated record. NCBI's taxonomy places the organism in Eukaryota, Viridiplantae, Streptophyta, Magnoliopsida, Malvales, Malvaceae. The coding region runs from base 1 to 1602 and encodes 533 amino acids.
AUGAAAUCUCUUCGCGUUUCCAUGUCUCCAUUUGUUUUGAUUCUUCCGCUCUUAUCAUUGUUAAUGGCAACUUCAGCUGAUGCUGACGACGACGCUUUUCUUGAUUGCCUUUCUCUUCGUCCCAAUUACUCAUCUUCCCUUUCUCGACUUAUCUUCACACCAAAUAAUUCUUCAUUUUCAUGGCUUUUGGAGUCUAGAGCUCGAAACUUGAGGUUCAGCACUGAAACGACCCCUAGACCUUUGGUCAUCAUAACACCCUUGCAUGUUUCCCAUAUCCAAGCAACGAUCUACUGUGCUGAAAAACACGGGCUCCAAAUCCGAACCCGAAGCGGCGGCCAUGAUUUCGAAGGUCUUUCUUACGUAUCCCAUGCUCCGUUUGUGGUGGUCGAUAUGGUUCGUUUACGAUCAGUCGACAUCGACGUAAGAAACAAGGUUGCAUGGGUUCAAUCCGGAGCUGUUCUUGGAGAGCUUUAUUACAACCUUGCUAAUAAGUCCAACACUGUUGCCUUUCCGGCCGGUCUUUGCCCCACUGUUGGCAUAGGAGGGCACUUGAGUGGCGGUGGUUACGGGUUACUGUCCCGUAAAUAUGGUCUCGCGAUCGAUAACGUUAUCGAUGCGCAGUUGGUGGAUGUUAACGGGAGAGUUCUUGAUAGAAAAUCCAUGGGAGAAGAUUUGUUUUGGGCCAUUAGAGGUGGCGGAGGAGGAAGCUUCGGGAUCGUUGUUUCGUGGAAGCUACGAUUAGUUUCGGUUCCGCCGACUGUGUCUGCUUUCACGGUGGAUAGAAACUUGGAACAAAAUGCCACCAAUCUCAUUCAUCAAUGGCAAUCCGUUGCUCCUCGGCUUCCCAAUGACUUUUACAACGAUAUCACGAUAAGAAGAGUUAACGGGACGAUUCGGUUUUCGUUUCGUGGCUAUUUUCUCGGCGGCAUCGAUGAAGCAGUUCCGUUGAUGCGAGAGAGGUUUCCGAUGCUAGGGUUGACGAGGGAAAACUUCGUCGAAAUGAGUUGGAUCGAAUCGAUUCUUUACAUGGGAAACCUUCCGAAUGAGUCCUUGAGUACCUUACUCGAUAGAACUUAUCAGAGCCCUUUUUACAGCCCUUAUUUCAAAUCGAAAUCCGAUUAUGUCAGAAAACCGAUCCCAGAAAUCGGACUUGGAGGACUAUGGAGGCAUCUUUUUGAAGAAGAAGGAACUUCAGGUAGAAUAAGUUUCAUCUCUUAUGGAGGAAAAAUGGGUGAAAUCCCUGCAACCGCGAAGCCAUUCCCACAUCGAGCAGGAACCUUAUUCCAAAUCGUGUACGAGGCAGGGUGGGAAGAAGAAGAAGAAGAAAACGUGAGAUCCAAAAGAUACAUACGAUGGCUGAGGAGACUUUAUAAAUACAUGGGUUCGUUUGUUUCGAAAUCUCCAAGGCAAGCUUACGUUAAUUACAGAGAUCUCGACAUCGGAACUAAUAACCAAGGCAACCUCACGAGCUUGGCUCAAGCAAGCGUAUGGGGUCGUAAGUAUUUCAUGAAUAACUUUCACAGAUUAGUGUGUGUGAAGACGAUGAUUGAUCCCCGGAAUUUCUUUAGGCAUGAGCAAAGUAUUCCUCCAUUUCCUCAUUGA